This is a messenger RNA of Cyprinodon variegatus (sheepshead minnow), 3988 nucleotides long. It is a transcript of the gene alcam, whose product is annotated as activated leukocyte cell adhesion molecule. Gene Ontology annotation, cellular component: plasma membrane. Gene Ontology annotation, biological process: cell adhesion. The transcript has 16 exons. NCBI's taxonomy places the organism in Eukaryota, Metazoa, Chordata, Actinopteri, Cyprinodontiformes, Cyprinodontidae. Bases 209 to 1915 code for a protein of 568 amino acids. The record is from RefSeq and is a predicted model, not a curated record.
UUGAACAGAGCUGAUGUGAGCGCGACUUGGCGAGCACAUGCCACGUUGGGAGAGAAUCCAAGAAUAAGCAGCGCGAGGAGCAAACCGAACUGGGCGCAGCAGGACACUUUGAUUUAAUGCGCCUGUUUUAAUAUUAAAAAAGAAACAAAAAAAUAACUGAAGUGGGUCUCUACAAACCUUUAAAUCAGAGGAAGCUGACGGAGGACCCAUGAGAGUCGCCAGGAUGAUGCACUUGUUGUCCCUCCUCUUCUGCGCGCUCCUGUGCCAAGUCACAGGUUUGGAAACCAUUUUCGGCUUAUAUGGGGAAAUGGUUGCGAUUCCUUGCAAAACUGAAGCCAAUAUACAGGACGACUUCAUCUUGAUUAAAUGGAUAUAUUACAAGGAUCAGCAGGAGGUCAACCUUCUGGUCAAGAAACAGAAGGAGGAAGCCAAUGUCACUGCCGUUGGUGAAUAUAAGGACAGAGUCAGCAUGGCAGCAAACCUUAGCCUCUUGCUUGCAGAUGCCAAACUGACUGACCAGCGUACCUUCAAAUGCAUGGUUGUGGUUGGCGGAGAUAUUAAACAACAUAUAGUUAACCUGGAAAUCCAGAAGUUGCCUGAAGCUCCCUUUAUAACUGAAAAAGCAGAAGCACUGGAGAUUGGCAAACGCACAAAGCUGGGAACCUGUUUUGCAAAGCACGCUAAUCCAGCUGCCAAAAUCGUUUGGCUGAAGAACAACAAAACUCUUUUGUCUGAUGGAAACCGUAUUUUGAUCAAUGAGACGGUAGUCAAACAACCAGAGACUCAACUGUCGAAUGUGGCGUCCACCCUGCAUUACUCUGCUGAGAAGAAAGACACAUCCGCCCAGUUCAGCUGCAGGGCUGAGCACCCACUUGGUGUUGACCUUGUGUCCCCCCCAGAGACUUUCAGCAUCACUUACUCCACAGAGAACAUUGCUCUUCAGGUUGAAGAUGAGGAUCAGCUUGUAGAGGGAAGCAACAUGACUCUGAAGUGCGUGGCAGAUGGAAACCCUCCUCCUACCAGCUUCUACUUUCUCCUUAAGGGGCAUAUGGUUAAAGUUGAAAACACAAACAUGUACACCAUCCAGGACAUCUCACGUAACAACAGUGGGGAAUACAAAUGCUCUCUAAUUGAUGACCCCUCAAAGGAAGGAUCCAGGAACGUCACAGUCAACUUCCUAGAUGUCAAGUUAAACCUCGAUAAGACAGUCAUCAGAGAAGCAGGUGGUUCUUUAAAUAUAAGUCUGGACAUUGAUUCUUCUGCAAAACCAACUGUCUCCUGGACAAAGGGAGGUGUUAAAUUGAACCAAGGGCCCAAGAACACGAAUCUUGCUUACUCAGACGCUGGUUUCUAUGAGCUGGAGGUGAUGCUUGGUCCCCUCCGCAGAAAGGCAUCUUUUCAUCUGACUGUGCAAGGUGCUCCGGUUAUCAGAAAUCUGCACGAACAGCAUGACAAAGAUGGCAACCGUAAAGUCUUAAUUUGUGAGGCCGAAGGUUCCCCAAAGCCAGCUGUUUCCUGGAACAUCAAUGGCACUUUGAUUGAUGAGAAAUCCUUCGACAAUGGCACAGUAACGCACAAGAUUUCAGUGGUGCCCUCUGCAAAUCUGAGUGUAACUUGUAUAGUGUCCAACUCCUUUGGCAUUGCUACCAAAGUUAUAGAUGUGUCUUCUCUAUUUGAGGAUGUAAAGGUGGAUAAAAGAGAUCCAGCAGGAGACGAUGACAAAACUAAGCUGGUCGUUGGAGUUGUAGUCGGUCUGCUCGUUGCAGCUGUGGUCAUAGGCGUGGCUUACUGGGUGUAUAUGAAGAAAUCCAAGCAAGGAAGCUGGAAAACUGGUGAGAAGGAGAAUGGAUCCUCUGAGGAGGAGAAAAAGUUGGAGGAGAAGGCGGAGGAGAACAGCCAGAAAGCUGAUGUGUAGACAAAACCAUUCCUGAAGGGUGAAGUGAAAGUGAGGACGCAGAACCUUUGCACAUUUCUCUUCACCUUUGUACUGGAAAACAUUAAAAAUCGUGCAUCGGGAUGACGACAGCUUGGGUUUGGUUUCAGGGACACAUUCACAAAAAGCAUAUCCUGACAUCCCUCCCACCUCCACCAUUAAAGAAAAAGAAUGGAUACUGUAUGUGAUAACAUAAGUUUUCUGCACUACUGAUACAUGUGUACACUUGUCUACCAUUAGGAUUCACGUUUGUUAGAAUGGUAUUUUGGAAAAGUAAGAACAUGCAGAUCUUUUUAUUGAAAUUCUUAGUUUAAUGCAAGUGAAGUUUCUCCUUGACCCAUUGCUUUUGUUGCAAGGAUGCUUAGGUCUGCAAUAGUCUGUACUUGAUUCUUUGGUUCUUUGAAAGUCGCGGGAUCCAUGGGAUGUUUUUUCAUUGCUUCUUAGUUUCAUGCCAUCUCAGGCCAGCCACAUCUGCCUUCAGUGUCAGUAUGUAGUUGUAGUAACUCUGUUUGUUUGUGCAUUUAUUUCAAUUUUGUAAAUGUAUUGGAUGAAUUAGUGAUGAACAGAUUUCUGGAAGGGCUUAGAGUACAGUACCUUGAGAAAGUAUUCUUACCCCUUUGAACUUUUCCACAUUUUGUCAGGUUACAAUCAGGGAGCAAGGUGUGUUUAAUUGCAAUUUGGUUUGAUAUAGCAAGAUAAAAUCAUACAUUUCUGAAAUUGAGGCAUGCAUUUGUCUAUCCAUCUUGUAAUCCCUAAAAUGUUGGCCUGUUCUUUUUGAAAUAGCUUAUGCUCAGUCAGAUUGGAUGGAGGGAAAUCAUCAUCUAUAUUUAGAUUUAGUAGUGCCAUUCAAACAAAUACACAUGCAUUGAUCUAAAAUCUAAAAUGCUUCUCUAUCUGUUUAUUGGGAACUGAUUUCUCACCUGUUUUUUUUAGCUCCAUCUUAAGUUUGAUCAGUUUCAGUGUCCUUUCCAAACAGAAACCUCUCUACAGCCUUUUCCCCAGGUUUGCCAUGUUGAAGCAAACUUAAUCUUAAUCUGGGUUGUUUCUCUGAUAAACUAUCUCCUUGUCAAAACUGUCUAUUUAAGUAGGGUGCCAUGACUUAGCAGGUUUGCAGUUAUGCAAAUUACUUAUACUUCUAAGCUUCUGCCUAACUUAACACAACAUUGCUGCUGUGUCUUCUUUUAUCUUUGCGUUUUGUUUGUUAAUGUUCUUAUUUGAAGCUCCGAGGCCCUCACAGAACAGCAGUGUGUUUACAGAGAUUACGUUACAUAUAGACUCCGUUUUCUAAUUAGGGGACUUCUAAGGCAAUGGGUUGUGCUUGAUUUUAUCAGGGGUAUCAGAUCAAAGCGGUUUGAGUAAAUAAUUAACACCAGACAUGGAUGAUUUUUUAUUUGCAGAGGAAUUUAAAAGCAGCUGAACCUACAAAAUACACUGAAGCUUGUCACCUGAUAAAUUUGGAAAUGUUUAAGGGUUUCAAUACUUUUACAGGGCACUGUAUAUUCUUAUAAUUGACAUUAGGUAAAAAUGGCAAUAUUAUUUUCAUGUAAGGCAGGAACUAGGUAAUCUGUCUCAAAGCUGUGUGGUGUUAAUAAACAUGUUUGUUUUUCUUGGUGCAUUACCAGGAGAUGAGAUUUAAUAUUUUUGCCUUUCUUUUCAUUGUCUUACUGUCCAUGAACUGUGCAUCAUUGUAACCACAGCACAACACAAGAAGCUAGAUUACUGGGAGAAUGUACAGCACCACUCAACUGCUGGAUUUAGUUUUGCUGCACAUAUUUGGAUUUAGGUUUCUGGUCAUAAAUCUCUCUUGAACUUUUCUUUCAGCCUGCAGUAAUGAGAGGAUGUUAGUUAGUUAAAUCUUUGAGCCACAUAUUAUCUGUGUGUUCCAUCAGUGUUGAGGAAUGAUUGUUGCUUUAAGUAGCCAUGGGAUCACUUUGUGAAUGAGGACUCGAAGUGGAAAAACUAGCCUUUAUGAUAUGUUUGCCUUCUUUUCAAGAUCUACCUGUAAUUACUUAAGUUUGUGAUGUGCACUAGGGUUCAUGUUUCAAAUUUGUGUAG